Messenger RNA from Ascochyta rabiei, 3204 nucleotides. RefSeq names its product N-acetyltransferase 10. The record is from RefSeq and is a predicted model, not a curated record. Gene Ontology annotation, molecular function: tRNA binding; ATP binding; 18S rRNA cytidine N-acetyltransferase activity. Gene Ontology annotation, biological process: rRNA acetylation involved in maturation of SSU-rRNA. The transcript is spliced from 4 exons. Gene Ontology annotation, cellular component: nucleolus; 90S preribosome. Bases 1 to 3204 code for a protein of 1067 amino acids. Lineage: Eukaryota; Fungi; Ascomycota; Dothideomycetes; Pleosporales; Didymellaceae.
AUGCCGAAGAAAGCCAUCGACUCCCGUAUUCCGGCUUUGAUCCGCAACGGUGCUCAGGAGAAGAAACGAAGCUUUUUCGUAGUCGUCGGUGACCGCCAGAAGGAUGUCAUCGUCAACCUCUACCAUAUCCUGCUAAACGUCGACGUGAAGCUGAACAAGUCGGUCCUCUGGGCGUACAAGAACAAAUUGCUAGGGUUCUCGAGUCACCGCAAGAAGCGCGAGAAGAAGAUCAAGAGCGAGCUCAAGCGCGGCAUCCGCGACAUCGAUACCGAAGACCCGUUCGAACUGUUUGUCUCGACACAGAACAUCCGCUAUGUCUACUACAAGGAGACCGAGAAGAUUCUGGGUAACACAUACGGCAUGUGCAUCCUGCAGGACUUCGAAGCACUCACACCGAACUUGCUCGCGCGCACAAUCGAGACGGUUGAGGGAGGAGGACUGGUGAUCCUGCUGCUGAAGGGCAUGAACAGCUUGAAGCAGCUCUACACAAUGUCCAUGGACAUACACUCGCGGUACCGAACCGAAGCGCACAGCGACGUCGUCGCACGAUUUAACGAACGAUUCCUUCUCUCACUCGGAAAAUGCGACAGCUGCUUGGUGGUGGACGACGAGCUGAACGUGCUGCCUAUUUCAGGCGGGAAGCACGUUAAGCAGCUAGCGCCACCGGACCCAGAGCUUGAGGGCAAGACACCGAAGGCGAAGGAGCUGGAAGAGAUCAAGGAAUCGCUGGCAGAUACGCCACCUGUAGGCGACCUUGUGAAGCUGGCCAAGACAGUGGACCAAGCAAAGGCGCUCCUCACGUUUGUGGAUGCGAUCGCAGAGAAGACGCUGCAGAGCACCGUGACUUUGACGGCAGCGCGUGGUCGCGGAAAGUCUGCGGCGUUGGGUGUGGCGAUCGCAGCGGCGAUUGCACACGGAUACAGCAACAUCUUCAUCACGUCGCCAAGUCCCGAAAACCUGAAGACACUGUUCGAGUUCGUGUUCAAGGGCUUCGACGCGCUGGGAUACAUGGAACACCAGGACUACAACAUCCUGCAGUCGACACAUGCGGAGUUCAACAAGGCAAUCGUUCGCGUCAACGUGCACCGACAGCACAGGCAAACAAUCCAGUACAUUCAGCCGCAAGACGCGAACCAGCUGGGUCAGGCUGAGCUGUUGGUCAUCGAUGAGGCAGCAGCUAUUCCUCUGCCGCUAGUGCGCAAGCUGAUGGGGCCCUACUUGGUGUUCAUGGCCUCAACUAUCAACGGUUACGAGGGUACCGGCCGCUCGCUCUCGCUCAAGCUCAUCAACCAGCUUCGUGAGCAGUCAAGAGGACGCAAGACCACUGGCACAUCAACCGUAGUCGACCGAGCGACAGGCAAGGAGAGCAAGGACGGGACGGAGCCUUCGAUGGCUGGUCGCUCUCUGCGCGAAAUCACACUCUCGGAACCCAUUCGUUAUGCUCAGGGCGAUUCUGUAGAGCGAUGGAUGAACGACCUCCUCUGCCUUGAUGCUACUCUGCCGCGAUCGAAGCUGGGAACUCAGGGAUGCCCGCAUCCUGAUGAGUGCCAGCUGCUCCACGUCAACCGGGAUACCCUUUUCUCCUACAACCCAGCGGCCGAGAAGUUCCUGCAGAAGAUGAUGGCGCUUUACGUCGCCAGCCACUACAAAAACACGCCCAACGAUCUUCAGCUCAUGUCGGACGCCCCCGCCCAUCAGCUCUUCGUCCUCACUGCUCCCGCAGAGGACAACAAGCUCCCCGAGCCUCUCUGCGUCAUCCAGGUAGCACUCGAAGGUCAAAUCAGCAGGGAAAGUGUUCUUAGCAGUCUGUCGCGCGGACAAAGAGCAGGCGGCGACCUCAUUCCCUGGAUCGUUUCCCAACAAUUCCAGGACGAGAACUUUGCCUCUCUCUCUGGUGCGCGCGUUGUCCGCAUAGCCACGAACCCGGACUAUGUAAACAUGGGCUACGGCUCGCGUGCUCUGUCCCUUCUGGUAGACUUCUACGACGGCAAGCUCGCUUCGCUGUCGGAGUCUGCGCCCAGCGAGGUAGAGACGAUGAAGCGUGUCUCAGAGUCCGAGCUAGAAUCUGCCAGCCUUCAAACAGACACUAUCAAAGUCCGCGAAGCGUCUGAGAUGCCGCCUCUCUUUGCCCGCUUGUCCGAACUCGCUUCCCCCAAGCUUGACUACGUAGGCGUAAGCUAUGGGCUGACGAGCCAACUGCACAAGUUCUGGAAGCGCCAGUCCUUCGUCCCCGUUUACUUGAGGCAGACCCCCAACGAUCUGACUGGGGAACACACAUGCAUCAUGCUGCGCUCACUGGAAACCACGUCCUCGGACGGGUCAUGGGUCGCGGCUUUUGCUAAGGAUUUCCAGAAGCGCUUCCUUUCUCUGCUGUCCUACCAGUUCCGGUCCUUCCCCUCGGUUACCUCGCUCUCCAUUGAAGAGUCUGCGUCUCUCGGCGCAAAGCUCGACGUUGAACUGCAAGCGACGCCGAUCACAAAGGCAGAGCUGGACGCCCUAUUCAGCCCCUUCGACUUGAAGAGACUGGACUCGUACGCAAACAACAUGCUCGACUACCACGUCAUUCUCGACAUGCUGCCGUCCAUUGCAACGCUCUACUUCACAGGGCGUCUCAAGUCGCACGUCAAGAUGAGCGGAGUGCAAGUCGCGCUCCUCCUGGCCAUCGGUCUCCAACGCAAAGAAUUCAGUGAAGUUGAGAAGGAACUCAACCUCUCUUCUUCCCAACUGAUGGCCAUGUUCGUCAAGGUCGUCCGCAAAGUAGCGACGGCGUUCCGUGGGAUCCUCGAGGGCGCCGUGAGGCAGGAGCUGCCGGAGGCUAUGGAGGUUGAAGAUGGCGACGCGCCCGAGGCUGUGGCGGACCCGCGCUUCAAGCCUCUGGAGAAGAGUCUGGAGGAAGAACUGCAGGAAGGUGGGGAUGAGUUCCUCGCAGAUGAGGAAGAGCGUGAGAGGGCAAAGGCGCUUAUUGACGCGCUGCCUCUGCACAGGUACGAGAUCGGCGCUGGAGCAGACGAGUGGGAAGAUGCUGAGCGCUCGGUCGCCAAAGCGGCCAAGGGCGGCCGUGUCGACAACUUGACCGUGGCUGUCAAGACGGGUGAGAAGAAGAGGAAGGCUGGUGAAGCCGUGGCUGAAGCUUACAAGGAGGCUGAGAAGGGCCGAGAGAAGAGCGAAAAGAAGCACAAGAAGGCCAAGUCGAGCAGGAAGUAG